AUGCUUUCAAACGUCCUCUUCACUGCUGCGCUCGCUGCGGGCGUCGCUCAGGCCCUGCCUCAAGCGACUGGCACCCCCAAGCCUACAGGCACCUCCCCCAGUAUGACGACAGCUGCGGCCUCCGGCAACCCAUUUGCUGGCUACAACUUCUACGCCAACCCAUACUACUCUUCUGAAGUCUACACCUUGGCCAUGCCUUCGCUUGCAGCCUCGUUGAAGCCCGCGGCUACUGCUGUAGCCAACAUCGGCUCCUUUGUAUGGAUGGACACCAUGGCCAAGGUCCCCCUCAUGGACACGUACCUCGCAAACAUCAAGGCCAAGAACGCCGCGGGCGCAAAGCUCAUGGGCACCUUUGUCGUCUACGACCUUCCCGACCGUGACUGCGCAGCGCUCGCAUCCAACGGCGAGCUCAAGAUCUCCGAGGGAGGAGCAGAAAAGUACAAGAAACAGUACAUUGACAAGAUUGCUGCCAUCAUCCAAAAGUACCCCGACGUCAAGAUCAACCUAGCCAUUGAGCCCGACUCCCUCGCCAACAUGGUCACCAACCUGGGUGUGGCAAAGUGCGCAAAUGCUGCCCCUUACUACAAGGACCUGACCGCCUACGCCAUCUCCAAACUGAACUUUGCAAACGUUGACAUGUACCUCGAUGGCGGCCACGCCGGAUGGCUCGGCUGGGACGCUAACAUUGGCCCCGCUGCUAAGCUCUACGCUGAUGUUUACAAGGCGGCUGGCAAGCCCCGCGCUGUUCGUGGUAUCGUCACUAACGUGAGCAACUACAACGCCUUCCGCAUCGCUACCUGCCCAGCCAUCACCCAGGGAAACAAGAACUGCGACGAGGAGCGCUACAUCAACGCUUUUGCUCCUUUGCUUCAGGCCGAGGGCUUCCCGGCUCACUUCAUCGUCGACACUGGUCGCAGUGGUAAGCAGCCUACUGGCCAGCAGGCGUGGGGUGACUGGUGCAACGUCUCAGGCGCUGGCUUCGGCGCCCGUCCUAGCACCAACACUGGUAACGCCAACGUUGACGCCUUUGUCUGGGUUAAGCCAGGUGGUGAGUCCGACGGUACAUCCGACCAAUCCGCCGCCCGCUACGACUCGCACUGCGGCGUCUCCUCCGCCUUGAAGCCCGCGCCCGAGGCCGGAACUUGGUUCCAGGCAUACUUUGAGAUGCUUCUCAAGAACGCCAGCCCUGCUCUUGCAUAAAUGCAGCGUGGCAGUCAUCAACCGUCAACUUUUGUCAGACAUGGAAUACGGACACAAUAGACGAUAGACGCACUUCUUCUGUAAAUAUCAUUAUAGCUAGCUCAAGUAGAUUAGAAAGGAGAUGAACAUCCUUUGUACAUGGAAUCAAGCAUGCCAACCUA
This is a messenger RNA of Pyrenophora tritici-repentis Pt-1C-BFP, 1361 nucleotides long. RefSeq names its product Glyco-hydro-6 multi-domain protein. Gene Ontology annotation, biological process: cellulose catabolic process. Gene Ontology annotation, molecular function: hydrolase activity, hydrolyzing O-glycosyl compounds. The record is from RefSeq and is a predicted model, not a curated record. Lineage: Eukaryota; Fungi; Ascomycota; Dothideomycetes; Pleosporales; Pleosporaceae.